Molecule: messenger RNA, 8258 nt
Organism: Myxocyprinus asiaticus (Chinese sucker)
Lineage: Eukaryota; Metazoa; Chordata; Actinopteri; Cypriniformes; Catostomidae
Product: storkhead-box protein 2-like
Exons: 4
Coding region: 748-3510 (920 amino acids)
Biological process (GO): positive regulation of transcription by RNA polymerase II
Cellular component (GO): cytoplasm; nucleus
Molecular function (GO): DNA-binding transcription activator activity, RNA polymerase II-specific; RNA polymerase II transcription regulatory region sequence-specific DNA binding
Source: RefSeq, a predicted model, not a curated record
GCAUGUUAUUUCUGCAUGGUUAAUGGACCCCUGCCCUGCACACGAAGAGACAGACUGAGACUUUGUGUUCUCUGUGGUUCUUCUGUCUUAAAAGUCUAAUUUGUUUUUGGGGGUGUCUUUUGUCUCGAUGUCUCUGCACUAGUGGAGUGAAUCUUGGCUGAAUUGAUCUUUUGUCUGGAUCCAGGAUUCUUCUCACGGUGUGAAAACCCUCAGCCCCCACUUCGACCCCUCUGCAAUCCCCCCACAUCCCAGACAAAUCCCCUCCCUCCAUCCUCCCACAUGAGUUCCCUCGUACCCUUCCUCCCUCAACUCCCACACACCUCCUCGUCUUCCAUCCACAUGCUGCUGAAAUAGCAAAGCAUGUGAGAGCGUGCAUGUGUGCCUCUCUUCACACGUGAAGCCAGAAACUGUUUAAACCAGGAUUAGGAGCAUGUAGGGCAAUGCAUCGGUAGAUGCAUCUGUGGCCAGCAGAUUCAGCACUGAGAGAGGAGGACCCAAAACCAAAAAACUUAAAGGGUUCCAGGACAGCAGCUUUGCAAACCAAGCUUCUGUGAUUGCGUGUUGUGGUGCAUGCACUUCCCUGCAUUCGUGUGUUUCAGACUACUGGAAGAAGAGUGAGGUGGAGAGAAAGUGUCAGUGGUGGAGUAUCUCAUCAUGUCAAAAGUGUGAUUGUUAUAGUGUGAUAUUAGAAGGUGGGCAGAGGCGGGCACAGCCAGUGGCAGUGUACUGCUUUUAUCUGGGCUCAUCAUGAAAAAAACACGCAGCACCACACUGCGGAGGGCCUGGCCCAGUUCCGAAUUCUCAGACCGGGCCUCCGAGCACACCCGGUCACGGAGCGAGAAAGACUACCGGCUCCACAAGCACUACCCUAAACACUUCAUCACCCACUCCCCCAGAGGAUUCAUGAUAACAGGUGAUGUGUCUCCCAUCAGCAUGUCUCCCAUCAGCCAAUCCCAGUUCAUCCCGCUGGGAGAAAUCUUGUGCCUGGCCAUCUCUGCCAUGAACUCCGCCCGGAAGACUGUCACGCAAGAGACACUCAUCGAACACCUAGCAACAUGCUUCCCAGGCGUACCCACUCCGAGUAUGGAGAUUCUGCGGCACACGCUCAAUAUGCUGGUCCGAGAGCGGAAGAUCUACCCCACCCCGGAGGGUUAUUUCAUCGUCACCCAGCAAACAUACUUUAUCACACCCUCCCUCAUUAGGACUAACAGCAAGUGGUACCACCUGGACGAGAGGAUACCGGACCGGAUGCAGCAGCAACCGUGUACCUCUCCUAACUCGGGUACCAUGACCCCUUCCACCUCCGGUUGCAUACGGGAAAGAACUCACCACAAGAUCCACAGUGACUCCUAUAACAACAGCUAUCGAGAGGAAAUACCUAGUACACAUACCUCAAACUUACAAAGAAGGUCUAAAGAGCAUAAAGAUUCUUCUCCUGUGUCACCACCCCCUCAACACCCCCCAUCAGAGAAGAGUAAAAGUACACUUAGUUUUCCAUUUAAAACAGAGACAAACAGUAAAAACAAAGAUGGAAGCAGCAGCAGUGGGGAGAAGCAGUCCAAGAAGUUUGGGCUGAAGCUCUUCAGGCUGAGCUUCAAGAAGGACAAGACGAAACACCUCGCCACAUUCUCCGCCCAGUUUCCACCUGAGGAGUGGCCAUUACGGGACGAGGAGACACCCACCACUGUUCCCAGAGAGGUGGAGAUGGAGAUUAUCCGUCGAAUCAAUCCAGAUCUGACGGUGGAGAACCUGGCUCGCCACACAGCCGUAAUGAAGCGCUUGGAGGAGGAGAAGGCGCAGAGGAACAAAGCGAACUCCUCGGCUCAGCAGAGCGCCCGCAGUAAAAGGAGCCGCAGCCAUCGAAAGACCCAGCAGGGAAAGGCCUCACGUUCCCAUAGCAAAACACGAGCUUCCAGAGGGGAUCCGUUUGAGGGAUCCAAUCUGGACACAUCCUAUGAUAGGGAUUUCAAAUUCUACAGUUCCUCAUUGGUACGUUCUCCGCGUGAAACUAUGAUGUCCAUGGAGCGGAAUAGGGGGAAGAAUAUGGUACACAGCAACCCCAAUAUUAUGGAGUCUCAUUUUACCACCGCUCCAGAGUGGGAUGUUUCUGGAGAACUAGCAAAGCGGAGGACAGAGAUGCCAUUUCCAGAACCCUCGAGGGCACAGUCACAUUCCAAAGUCCACCGAAGUCAUAGUCAUACGCAAGAGAGAAAGUCACGAAACGAGAGGUCGGACAAGGCUAAAGAAAGGUCACGCUCCAUGGACAACUCCAAGGGGCCACUUGGUGGUCCAUACUUAGGUGGCCCAGAGGAUUUUGAGUGCAUUCCUGAUGAAAGAAGUCGGUACUAUACCGAUGAUGGAACUUUGAGGGCAUCUGCACAGGCGACCCACUACUCCCGCAUCAUGCUUUCUGCUGCUAGAUUACACUCUGACAUUUGUGUGCCUGAUGUUGGAAGAGGAUCCUCAGAGGAUGCUGUGCUUUACAGGAUGCUGGAGAAGAGUAAAAGCAGGGAAAGUCUUCCUGCUUACAACGACUUGAAGUCUUGCUCUCCCAAAACGGCUGUGGAUGACUAUUUUCAGUGCACUGCAGCAAAUGAAGCCUCUCUCUCUGCCCCAUCUCCUCUUCUAAGGACCAGCCAUGAUUUUACGGAUAGUGUCUGGAAGGGAAUCUCCUCAGACCGACAAACCCCUCAUCUUACCCCACCUCACCCUAUGGAAUAUAAAGAGGAAACCACAAAGGGACAAAGUAGUAUCCCCAUAGCGAUAACAAGCCAGACUCCCGAGCCUCUCCCCAAUAGACGAUUGUCGCACCAACACAAUCCUGACUCAGGUGACUUGGACACAAUGCCAGAGGUUUACAGCCAAGAGACUUUGUUCAAACCUCCAGACUACGUGGAGAACAGCUUCUCAAGACCAGGUACGAUAGGUAGGUCUCCUCACACGAAGUCGGCAGAGGUGCUGGAGAAUCAGGAGCAUUUCGAUAAACCUUUACCGCUGACCGUGCCACCAUGCUUGGUUCAGGAGCAGGCUUCGUGUGCAGAAACCACCUUUGACUACUACAACGUGUCGGACGAUGACUCUGAGGAGACUAGUCAUAAGAACAGGGUGGAGGAGAAAGUUCAUGAAGAGGGAGGGACAAUGCAAUGGCUGCUGGACCGGGAGAAGGAGCGGGAUCUGCAGCGGAAGUUUGAAAAGAACCUCACCUUCCUAAGCCCCAAGGAGGGUGAGAGCAACAACAGCAAAAAAUCGGUCCAUUCUACACGUUUGGACAGUAUGGACUCCAGCAGUGUAACUGUGGACAGUGGAUUUAAUUCCCCACGCACGCGGGAAAGCCUCGCUUCAAACACCUCGAGUAAUGUGGAAAAUAGCAGGCGCCAGAAUAUGGCUUUGAGUCCAGGACAUAUUGGCACCAAAAGACCCCCUCCACCCUACCAGCCCCCUAGCUUCCGUACCAUUCGAGAGCCGCCUGCCAACCGCACGGAGAAACAGGCCUCCAUCACCAGCGUGUAGUGGCACAGCCAGGGCAGGAGGGGGCACCACCUGUUAAACUGUACUUCACCAGGACUGUUACAAUCUUACAGGCAGGACCUUCCGAGCGAGUUUGAAGACUGUCCCAGCUGUAUUUUCCAGUACAGAAAUGUUUAAAACAUAGUUCAUCAUAAUUCACUGAAAAAAAUACUGCUGCAGACAAACAAGUCACUUCAAUAGGACGUAAUUUAAGGUGAUCGGCGAUCAUAUUUGGGGUAAAACCCUUGAUCAAAUGCAUUUGUAGGUGUCCUUUAUAGCUUAAUGUAUCCACUACGGGUCUUAUUUGUCUUCUAAUCCAAACUGGCUGCAUUGCCUCUGCCUAUUCAUGCAUCGCUGUGUCUCAUGUUUCAAUCUGCACUCUCAGGUCCUUCCGGACUCUACUGACUUACUGGCUUGUGACCAUUGCUGGCCUUAACUUGAAGGCCACAAUAAUCACUAUAUGUGGCACCGCCCCUGGAAAUUUUUCUUUUGAGUGUAAAGAUGCUUCAAAUGACAGUUAUAGUAAAUGACGGUUAUAGUUAUAAUGAAAUUCAACAAAACAUACCACCAUUAUGGCAUUAUUUGUUAAAAAAAAAAAAAUUCGAUUCUACUGGUGCUUUCUCAUGGAAUGGACAGUCUCACAAAAAAAAAAAUUAUAUUAUUUUAUUUCUGUUAAAGAGGUGCUCUCAAAUACAAAACAAGGCGACAUAGAAUACAUACAUUGCUACCUCCACAAUUUGUACAGUUGUAGAAGGAGACAAGAGUGAUUUCCAUCCUCCAUCCCAGAUCUCUGCUGUAUUAGACACACCACUGUCAGCUUGCAAACUGUGAAUGUACUGCUAGUGCUUUUCAGACACAUCUAGAUCAUCUAAACUUGGUCAAAGCAUUAGUAACCUACUGUUAUUCUCAUUGUAAUAGAGAGGAGAUGUGCGUAGAGUUUGGAAACAUAUAGGACCCAUAUAUGCUGGCUAAUUUAAAAUGUCCAGCCAUAUUAAAUUAUUUGUUUUUAUUACUAUUAUAUUUUUUCCAGUUCUUUCAGUGCACAAAUCCACUGAUUCUUGAGAUGUGGGACAAAACGUGCUGUCUUGAAAAUAGCAGCAUUUUUACUUUGAAAUUGAUUAGAGAUGAUCACUACAAUUUUGUUAAUUAAAAUGUACCAUUUUAUUUUAUAUGAUUAAAAUAAUGACAAUAUUACACUUACAAGCCCUAAAACUACCUGUCCUCAGACCAUAACUCAAUACUUUAUAUCCCAUACAGAAAUCUAAUAUAUGGCCAUAUGAACAUAUACAAUGAUGAGCCAAAACAUUAUGACCACUCACAGGUGAAGCGAAUAACGUUGAUCAUCUCCUAACUCGGGCACAUGUCAAGGUCUGGGUAGAUUAGAUGGUAAGCGAACAAUCAGUUCUCGUAGUCAACGUGUUGAAUGCAGGACAAAUGGGCAGGAGUAAAGACCUGAGCAACUUUGACAAGGGCCAAAUUGUUAUGGCCAGAUGACUGGGUCAGAGCAUCUCUGAAACGGCAACGCUUGUGGGGUGCUCCCGGUCAGCAGAGGUGAGUACCUACCAACAGUGGUCGAGGAGGGACAAACCACAAACUGGCGACAGGGUGUCGGGCGCCUAAGUCUCAUUGAUGCGCAAGUGCAAUAAAGGCUAUCCCGUCUGGUCCAAAGCGACAGAAGGUCUACUGUGGCAUAAGUCACAGAAAAUCUUAAUGAUGGUUACAGGAGGAAUGUGUCACAACACACAAUGCAUCGCACCCUGCUUCAUAUGGGGCUGCGUAGCCUAAACAUCGUUGCAGACCAGGUAAACCCCUUCAUUGCAAUGGUAUUCCUUGAUGGCAGUGGCCUCUUUCAGUAGGAGUAGGAUAAUGCGCCCUGCCACACUGCACACAUUGUUCGGGAAUGGUUUGAGGAACAUGAUAAAGAGUUCAAGGUGUUGCCCUGGUCUCCAUAUUCCCCAGAUCUCAAUCCGAUUGAGCAUCUGUUGGAUGUGCUGGAUCAACAAGUCUGAUCCAUGGUGGCUCCACCUCGCAACUUACAGGACUUGAAGGAUCUGCUGCUAAUGUCUUGGUGCCACAUACCACAGGACACCUUCAGGGGUCUUGUAGAGUCCAUGCCUCAGCGGGUUGGUGCUGUUUUGGCAACACGCGGAGGACCAGCAGCAUUAGGCAGGUGGUCAUAAUGUUUUGCCUCAUCAGUGUAUGUACAGUGCAUCCGGAAAGUAUUCACAGCGCUUCACUUUUUCCACAUUCUGUUAUGUUACAGCCUUAUUCCAAAAUGGAUUAAAUUCAUUAUUUUCCUCAAAAUUCUACAAACAAUACCCCAUAAUGACAAUGUGAAAGAAGUUUGUUUGAAAUCUUUGCAAAUGUAUUAAAAAUAAAAAACGAAAAGAAUCACAUGUACAUAAGUAUUCACAGCCUUUGCUGAAUACUUUGUUAAAGCACCUUUGGCACCAAUUACAGCCUCAAGUCUUUUUGAAUAUGAUGCUACAAGCUUGGCACACCUAUUUUUGGGCAGUUUCUCCCAUUCUUCUUUGCAGGACCUCUCAAGCUCCAUCAGGUUGGAUGGGGAGCGUUGGUGCACAGCCAUUUUCAGAUCUCUCCAGAGAUGUUCAAUCGGGUUCAAGUCUGGACUCUGGCUGGGCCACUCAAGGACAUUCACAGAGUUGUCCUGGAGCCACUCCUUUGUUAUCUUGGCUGUGUGCUUAGGGUCGUUGUCCUGUUGGAAAAUGAACCUUAGCCCCAGUCUGAGGUCUAGAGCGCUCUGGAGCAGGUUUUCAUCAAGGAUGUCUCUGUACAUUGCUGCAUUCAUCUUCCCUCAAUCCUGACUAGUCUCCCAGUUCCUGCCGCUGAAAAACAUCCCCACAGCAUGAUGCUGCCACCACAAUGCUUCACUGUAGGGAUGGUAUUGGCCAGGUGAUGAGUGGUGCCUGGUUUCCUCCAGACAUGACGCUUGCCAUUCAGGCCAAAGAGUUUAAUCUUUGUUUCUCAUGGUCUGAGAGUCCUUCAGGUGCCUUUUGGCAAACUCCAGGUGGGCUGUCAUGUGCCUUUUACUGAGGAGAGACUUUCGUCUGGCCACUCUACCAUACAGGCUUGAUUGGUGGAGUGCUGCAGAGAUGGUUGUUCUUCUGGAAGUUUCUCCUCUCUCCACAGAGAAAUGCUGGAGCUCUGUCAGAGUGACCAUCGGGUUCUUGGUCACCUCCCUGACUAAGGCCCUUCUCCCCCGAUCGCUCAGUUUGGCCGGGCGGCCAGCUCUAGGAAGAGUCCUGGUGGUUCCAAACUUCUUCCAUUUACGGAUGAUGGAGGCCACUGUGCUCAUUGGGACCUUCAAUGCUGCAGAAAUUUUUCUGUACCCUUCCCCAGAUCUGUGCCUCGAUACAAUCCUGUUUCGGAGGUCUACAGACAAUUCCUUGGACUUCAUGGCUUGGUUUGUGCUCUGACAUGCACUGUUAACUGUGGGACCUUAUAUAGACAGGUGUGUGCCUUUCCAAAUCAUGUCCAAUCAACUGAAUUUACCACAGGUGGACUCCAAUCAAGUUGUAGAAACAUCUCAAGGAUGAUCAGUGGAAACAGGAUGCACCUGAGCUCAAUUUUGAGUGUCAUGGCAAAGGCUGUAAAUACUUAUGUACAUGUGAUGUUUUUUUUUUUCGUUUUUUUAUUUUUAAUAAAUUUGCAAAGAUUUCAAACAAACUUCUUUCACGUUGUCAUUAUGGGGUAUUGUUUGUAGAAUUUUGAGGAAAAUAAUGAAUUUAAUCCAUUUUGGAAUAAGGCUGUAACAUAACAAAAUGUGGAAAAAGUGAAGCGCUGUGAAUACUUUCCGGAUGCACUGUACAAGUAUGUGACUUUAUAUUAGUAAGAAAACAUAAAUGAACAUAUAUUUCAUAUAUGUGUUUUGCAUAUAUUGGGAAAUUUCAGAUUUCUCUAUGGGAUAGUACAAAUAUAUAAAUAUAAAAUAUAUGUAUAUUUGAUCAUAAGAAUAUGUAAUAAUAAGAAACAUUAUUUUAUUUAAAAUAUAUAUACAUAUUUAAUAAGGUUUAAAAUCUAUCCCUACUUUUGAAGGUCCUCUUUCCAUAUUUUACCUUAAACUUAUAGGUUUAUAUACAAUAUAUCAAAAUUAAAAAUAAAUUAUUUGGGAUUAUUUGAUUAUUUUCUUCAUUUUAAGUAGGUCUUUUUAGUAGCUUGUAACACCAGAAAAACAAAAUUGCUUCUGCAUUUAAUACAUUAAAAAUAUAGUUUAUUAACCUUGUCAGAUUUUAUUCAAAUCAUGGAGCUGACUGUUUGAAAUCAUGUAUCCUCAAUCUUUGUCAAAACGUAUAAUAAACAGCUACAUGCUUUUUAUCUGACAGUGUUGACACAUAUUGUGUGAUAGUCAAAAUGAAGAAGCAGGAGAAAAUGGAAGAAACAGGAGGUUUUCUGAAAACAAAUUGAAAACAUCUGAAAAUGUGAUAGAUUCAUCCAAAAUAAUUCCUUGGUACAUAAAGUUGUUUUAUUAUUAUUAUUUUCCAGUUGUGUUGCCUGUUUUGUCCCAGUACUCAAGAAUCAGUGAUUUUUAAGGUUUUUAAUUAUCAGUUUUGGGGGGGGAGGGAUUCUCUUUCACUUAGAAAACAUCUGUCAUAUUCCAUCGCUGAGUAGGAAGGAUUAUAAAGUGUCACGCUUUUGAAUAAAUGGAUAAACUGCAGCCAGGACUACCUUGUUAUACCAUUUUUGCACUAAUGCCUGUUUUCUGAAGACUGUAAAAAGAAAAAAAAAGAAAA